This is a messenger RNA of Actinia tenebrosa (Australian red waratah sea anemone), 756 nucleotides long. RefSeq names its product mitochondrial intermembrane space import and assembly protein 40-A. NCBI's taxonomy places the organism in Eukaryota, Metazoa, Cnidaria, Anthozoa, Actiniaria, Actiniidae. Gene Ontology annotation, molecular function: protein-disulfide reductase activity. Gene Ontology annotation, biological process: protein import into mitochondrial intermembrane space. Gene Ontology annotation, cellular component: mitochondrial intermembrane space. The record is from RefSeq and is a predicted model, not a curated record.
CGCUGUCAUUUGCACAUGUGGACCCGGCAUAUUGCAUAAGGCUGAUCAACUACGGAUUUAAGCUAAAAUAUGUCGUAUUGCAGAGAGGAAGGUAAAGAUAAGUUGAUUUUUGCUACCGAAGACGACUACUCGACACCAAGUAAUGUUGUCUUUGUGGAAGACGACGACGACUAUGAAGGACUCAUAAAACCUACCGGAGAAAUCAACUGGGAUUGUCCUUGUUUACAGGGGAUGGCCGAUGGUCCAUGUGGAGAACAAUUCAAAGCAGCAUUUUCGUGUUUUCACUACAGCGAGGCUGAGGCCAAAGGUGCAGAUUGUGUGCCACAAUUUCGAGAUAUGCAAAUGUGCUUUUCUAAAUAUCCUGAUAUAUAUGGCAAGGAAGACGAAGAAACCUCCGAAAAGAACGAAACUAUUAGUGAAAAUCUCGAUGGGACGGAUAGUGAAGUCGAAUCAAACACUCAACAAGAGGAAUCAAAAAGUACUGACAAUGAGAUCAAAACUACCGAGGGGGGUAGUGAGGAACAGAAUAUUAAAGCUGACUCAUCUAGCUGAUUUUUGUUAAAGAAUAUUAGAACAACUUCAUAAUUUUCACGUAAUGCAGGUCAUACAUGCUCGAUGCAUACGCUUUUUGGGUGUUGGAGUGAGUAAGAAGUAAUAAUCUGAUUUUGGAACAGUCAAAAAAUUGGUGAGGUUGCCAAUCCAUAUCCAUUUCAAUAUUAAAUGCUUCCUUUUUAUUAAAGUUAAAAGUUAAACCUA